Messenger RNA from Vigna angularis (adzuki bean), 5682 nucleotides. RefSeq names its product sister chromatid cohesion protein PDS5 homolog A. The transcript has 33 exons. Gene Ontology annotation, cellular component: nucleus; chromatin. Gene Ontology annotation, biological process: mitotic sister chromatid cohesion; DNA repair. NCBI's taxonomy places the organism in Eukaryota, Viridiplantae, Streptophyta, Magnoliopsida, Fabales, Fabaceae. The coding region runs from base 210 to 5240 and encodes 1676 amino acids. The record is from RefSeq and is a predicted model, not a curated record.
UGGCUUAGAUUUGGAUUUGGCUUCGCUGUUCGAAAAUCGAACUUCACAACGCAACACAAAAACAAGAUAGAGAGAGAGAAGAGAGGCAAACCCUCCUCUUUUUCUUAUUUUCACACUGCUUCACUUUCUUCUUCUUCCUUAGCUCUUAGCCUAGUCCAAACUCUAUGAAAGUGCACGCUCGUCGCUGAAACGACGUCGUUUUGCGCAACAUGGCUCAGAAGCUUCACCUUCUGCUCGAGGAGCUGGGAUCCAAGCUCGAAUCUCUUCCCUCCUCCCACGACGCUCUCAUCGAGCUCUUGCAGCAAGCUGCAUCAUGCCUUACUGACUUGGAUCAAUCACCAUCAGCUUCGACAUUGGAGUCAAUGAAGCCCUUUUUUAAUGCAAUUGUUAAGCCAGAACUGCUAAAGCACGAGGAUAGUGACGUCAAGCUUCUAGUUGCAAUAUGUGUUUGUGAGAUUACUCGAAUCACCGCUCCUGAAGCUCCUUACAGUGAUGAUGUUCUAAAGGACAUAUUUCAGUUGAUUGUGGGCACUUUUAGUGGUCUGAGUGAUACAAGUGGCCCAUCCUUUGAUCGGAGAGUUGCUAUACUGGAGACUCUUGCAAAAUAUAGAUCCUGUGUUGUAAUGCUGGAUCUUGAAUGUGAUGAUCUGGUGAAUGAAAUGUUCCGUACUUUCUUUUCAGUUGCCAGAGAUGAUCAUCCAGAGAGUGUUCUGUCAUCCAUGCAAACCAUAAUGGCUGUUCUUUUAGAAGAAAGUGAGGAUGUACAUCCGGAUCUUUUGUCUAUUGUACUGUCUACACUAGGCCGUGACAGAAGAGAUGUUUCUGGGGCUGCAAGGAAGCUUUCCUUGAGUAUUGUACAACAAUGCAUGGAGAAACUUGAACCGAGUAUCAAACAAUUUUUACUAUCAUUAAUAUCAGGAGACAGCCAGGAAAUGAACAGUCAAGUUCAAUACGAUGAAGUUAUCUACGAUCUCUAUUGCUGUGCUCCUCAGAUCCUAUAUGAAGUUUUUCCUUAUGUUACAAGAGAGCUAAUGACUGACAAGCUCGAAAGUCGUUUGAAAGCAGUGAACUUGGUUGGGGAUAUAAUUUCUCUUCCUGGAUCCUCCAUUUCUGAAGCACUUCAGACAACAUUUUCAGAGUUUUUAAAGAGAUUGACCGAUAGAGAUUUUGGGGUUCGCAUGUCUGUCCUUGAGCAUGCAAAGAGUUGUCUGCUGUCAAAUCCUUUAAGGGCUGAAGCUCCUCAAAUUAUCUCUUCCCUUUCUGAUGGACUGCUGGAUUCUGAUGAGAAAUUUCGAAAGCAAGUUGUGGAUGUUAUCUGUGAUGUAGCAUGUCAUACCCUAAAUGCAGUCUCUCAUGAAACUGUGAAACUUGUCGCUGAGCGGCUUUGUGAUAAAUCUCUACUUGUUAAAAAGUAUACUAUGGGGAGAUUGGCUGAGAUAUAUAGAGCUUUUUGUGAGAAUAGUUCCAACACAGUUAAUCCCAGUGAAUAUGACUGGAUUCCAGGGAAGAUCAUUAGAUGUUUCUAUGACAAAGAUUUCAGAUCGGAUAUAAUUGAAUCAAUUCUUUGUGAAUCCUUGUUUCCGUCAGAUUUUUCAAUCAAUGAUAUAGUUAAACAUUGGGUUGGGAUUUUCUCUAGAUUUGAUAAAGUGGAAGCCAAGGCUCUUGAAAAGAUACUUGAACAAAAACAAAGAUUACAGGAAGAAAUGCGAAAAUAUUUAGCUCUGAGGCAGACUAAUCAGGGGAAAGACAUUCCUGAGGUCCAAAAAAAGAUUGUGUUCUGUUUCCGUGUAAUGUCUCGUUCAUUUGCUGACCCAACAAAGGCAGAAGAGAGUUUUCAGAUUCUUGAUCAAUUACAAGAUCCUAAUCUCUGGAAAAUUUUGACAGAUCUUGUUGAUCCAAAUACUAGCUUCCAACAAACUCGUGAAUACAGGGAUGAAUUCCUUAAAAUACUCGGUGAAAAUCAUCAGCUCUAUGAAUUUCUGAAUACCCUUUAUAUAAAGUGUUCCUAUUUACUUUUCAACAAGGAGCAUGUGAAAGCUGUUCUUUCAGAAAUCAUCACAAAUAAAUCCUCAGAGAAUGAUCAUCAUAUACAAUAUUGUAUGAACAUAUUAGUGAUAAUUGCUCGAUUCUGUCCAUAUCUUUUUAGUGGCACUGAGGUGGAGCUGGUGAAUUUACUUAAGGAUAAUAGUGAUAUGAUUAAAGAGGGUGUUCUGAAUGUUUUGGCAAAGGCUGGUGGUACUAUUCGUGAACAGCUCGCAGUUACAUCAAGUUCUGUAGACCUUAUUUUGGAGAGAUUAUGUUUAGAAGGAAGUCAAAUACAAGCCAAGUAUGCUGUUCACGCUCUGGCUGCAAUUACAAAGGACGAUGGCCUCAAGUCUCUUUCUGUUCUGUACAAGAGACUUGUAGAUAUGCUGGAAGAGAAAACACAUCUACCUGCAGUAUUACAGUCUCUGGGGUGUAUAGCACAGACUGCAAUGCCUGUAUUUGAAACUAGAGAAAGUGAAAUUGAAGCAUUUAUAAUCAACAAGAUUCUGAAAAGUGAUAGUAAAGAAGAUCACUCAAGAAUAUCUUGGGACGAUAGGAGUGAUCUUUGUGUUUUGAAGAUAUAUGGCAUAAAAACCCUAGUGAAAAGCUACUUGCCAGCCAAAGAUGCUCAUGUUCGUCCUGGUAUAGAUGGUCUUCUGGGUAUCCUGAGAAACAUACUGUCUUAUGGCGAAAUAUCAAAGGAACUACAGUCAAGCUCAGUUGAUAAGGCCCAUUUGCGACUUGCUUCUGCAAAGGCAGUUCUUCGUUUAUCAAGGCUCUGGGAUCACAAGAUACCUGUUGAUAUUUUCCACUUAACUCUAAGAAUAACAGAGAUUGGUUUCCCUCAAGCUAAGAAGGUUUUCUUAAGCAAAGUUCAUCAAUAUAUAAAGGACAACCUUUUAGAUACCAAAUAUGCAUGUGCCUUUAUAUUCAACAUAUUUGGAUCCAAGGAUUCCAAGCCAGAGGAGUUUGCAGUGGACAAGCAGAACCUGAAUGACAUUAUUCACAUGCAUCACCAAACCAGGGCUUGGCAGCUUUCUGGACAAUCGGAUGCAAAUUCCUUGACCGCUUACCCUGAAUACAUCCUUACAUACCUAGUUCAUGCCCUUGCUAACCUAUCCUGCCCCAAUAUUGAUGACUGUAAGACUGUUGAAGCAUACCAUAAUCUAUACAGACAGCUACACUUGAUACUAUCAAUGCUAGUGCAAAGAGAUGAUGACGUCAAGUCAGAAGUAGCUAUUAACAAUGAGAAGGAAAUUAUAUCUACCAUUACUUCUAUCUUUUGGAGUAUUAAGCAAUCCGAAGAUGUGGUUGAUGCAUCAAAAUCAAAGAACUCACAUGCCAUAUGUGACCUUGGGUUAGCAAUUACUAAUCGUCUAGUAGCAAAGGAUGUUGAUUUACAAGCGUUGUCUCAUUCAGUUUCUCUACCUCCAAUGCUAUACAAAGCAUGUGAGAAGGAAAGUGGCCCCAUGGUGAGCAAAGAGAAAUCCUGGUUGGCUGAUGAAAGUGUCUUGGCUCACUUUGAAUCACUUGAAUUAGAAAUGGUUUCAUCUCAAUUAGCUGAGGAUGACACUUCAAAGGACCGUGAAAAAGAUAGAAAAGAAAUGUCCCUUGGAAAAAUAAUAAAGGACAUAAAAUCUCGGGGAACCAAGGGCAAAAGAGUUAAAAAGAAAAAGGCUGUGCUAGCUGAAAAGAAAAAGGCUGUGCCAGCUGAAAAGAAAAAGGCUGUGCCAGCUGAAACAAAAAAGGCUGAAAACGAUAUCGAUAUCCUAAAUGUGGUCAGACAAAUUAACAUAGAUAACUUGGGAUUAUCCACUAAUUUUGAAUCUACUAACGGUCAUGAAAAUUCAUUGAGUAAGAAGUUGCAGAAGGAUCCAGAGCGGGCAACAAUUAAAAAGCGAAAAGGAGAAGACUUAACCCUGGUUCCAGUGCCUAAACGUAAACGGUCUUCCUUUGCCCAUGGAAAAUCAAGGUCGAGUAGUACCCCAUCAAAGGCUCCUCCGAGAGGUUCAGGGGAAGACUCUUCUAGAGUGAAGUUGCUAUCGGGUGCAGAAUUUACCCCCGAUACAGAUAGCAAAACAAUUCAGAGAAAAAAGGUUAAAGGCACUGAGCCCUCAGUACAAGCAAAAGCCAAGGUUUCCAAGAGCUAUCAUGAUGACAAAUCUAAAGAGCAUGACAUGAAGAGUCCUGAUAAUACAAAGCCAACUGACAAGUCUAAAGGUGACAAAUUCAAGUCAUCCACAGGAUCUGCUAAAAAACUGAAAAGAAAAAGUAUUGGAGGAUUGGCUAAGUGUAUAACAAAGGAAGGUGAAAGUGAUGCUGAAGAUCUAAUUGGCUGCAGAAUUAAAGUUUGGUGGCCUUUGGAUAAGAAAUUUUAUGAAGGCAAUGUUAAGUCUUACGAUUCUUCAAAGAGGAAACAUGUGAUAUUAUAUGAUGAUGGGGAUGUAGAAGUGCUCUGUUUGGAAAAGGAGCGAUGGGAGCUUGUUGACAAGGGUGGCAAACCUAAUAAGAAGCUAAAACUCUCAAAAACUGUGUCUUCCCGUGAAGUGUCUACUGGGAAGAAGCAGAGAAGUUCUAGUACUUCAGAAAGUAAAAAGACAAAACAAAUAGUUAAUGGUAAAUCUCCUAGCAAGCAAGUAAAACAUGGACAAAAAGGUGCCUCAAAAAUCGAUUUCCAUCGUGAGGAUGCCAAAGAGAGUUCUGACUUAACAAACCCUGAAGAUACUGUUAUAUCUAAAGCUGAGAUUAACUCAGGUGGUUCUGAAGCGGAACAGGUCGAAGGAUCUGGUGUAAUAAUAACUAAAAGGAAGAAAAUUAGCAAGAAACCAAAAUCAGUUUUACGUGGAAAGAAACCCAAGAAAGAGAAGACCUCAAGUUAUAAGAAAGAAUCAGAUCAAGAGAAGCAGGAAUAUGUUGGGAGGCUUUCUAAAGAGGGUGUCCCACAAGGAGAUCAAAAUAAUGGUGCAGAAAGUUUGAAAGAGAUAGAUGUCAAUGAGUCAAGAGGAGCUUUGAGAGAAAAUGAUAUUGGAGAAGAAUCCGGUUCUGAAGGGAACCAAAAUGACAGCAAUGGGAAAAGUAGUCCCAGAGAAGUGGAAAAAUCACCUAUAAAGUCAGCGAGUCCUGAUAGUGCCAAAAUCGCUGAAGUUUCUGAUGACGAGCCGCUGAGCAAAUGGAGGCGUCCUUCGGGAAAGAAAAGCUCAGGGCAAAAACGGUGAGCAGUUUGUCAGUUGUAGCACAAAUCUCUGAACAUUUCAGUGGCAGUAGUGCUGUGGCAGCAUUUAGUGUGUUUCAGUGCAAGUAUAGGUAUCAGUGUGGAUGAUGACUGCCAUUUUAUUGACACACUAAUAGAUAUUCUAUGCGUUUCUUGCAUCCACCUGUAGAUGUAAUUUAACAGUUGUCAUCCCCACGUUUAGAAAAAAGAAAAAAAAAGUGGUGUUUUAGGGCUUGUUAGGGUUAUGUUAUGCUAAAUGACCUUUUAUUAUUAGUGUAGGUGAUAGGUUUAGCAUAUGAUUCAUGAGGAUGUUUCCAUCCCUCCAACACAAUUGAUUUUUCAUUGAGUGGGCCAACAUGUACAGCUAUACGUGGGGAUAAUUGUAUUUGUAACUCUAGUUUCUUCAUACUUAUGUAGUCUUAGCAUCCGUCACAGAGAUUAUCUAA